AUGCCCCCCAGGAUUCCUGCCUGCCGCAGCGCAGUGCACCAUACCGUCCUCAGACAUGCGCAACCCAUCUGGAUCACCGAUGAUGUCCUCGCCGACGCCUUUCAUCGUUUCCUCAACGUCUCCGACGCGAACCGCAAGCGCUAUGGCAGCAACGUCCCAGGGCCAUUGGAGGCUCGGAGAAGAGCUUCGAGGAGGCGUAUGAUGGGUCUCGCGACCGCAGCCCCGGGAAUCGGCCCUGACAUUGGCGCAUUGUUCGGUGCGGACCAGCCGUUGCACCAGUCUUGGAGCUGGGAGCCUCCAAUGAAACCGGAGCAGUCGUUGAGCCGGGAAAAGCCACGACCUUCAGCUUUACCGAAAUGGCUGUCCAAUCACAAUGGUUCCGCUGGGAGAAAGCAGUCUCGUUUUUCAGAUCCUAUUGGAGAAUACAGCCACCGCCUUGCCGGCGUCCGCGAUACAACCGAAUUGGAAAGUCUCUGGUCGUAUAUUGGUGUUGAACCACAACAUACUGUUCUGUUCAGCCAAAUGGCCAUGACGCAUUUCCUAGCCAUACACAAGGAAUCACACGGAAUUAAAACACCCAACGCCCGCAUCGUCAGACCACAAACGCAAUCGCGCUACGGAAUGAUCUUUGCAUUCCUGCAGAACCCAAAGUUGAACGUCCCGGAAGCGCGAAACAUCAAAACCCUCAUUGAUUUCAAAAUCAGCGACGGCAUGCCGCUCCAACGCCUCGGCCAGCUCAUCAGCACGAUUCAAAACUCGCUCAGACUCGGAACAAUGUUACCCUCGGAGCUGCACGACAUCGUAGACAGCAUACCCCAGCUAUGUGCCACGGUCUGUCCGCAUCCUUCCAUGGUUAAUGACUGGCAAUUUGGAGCAUACCGGGCAAUAUGGUUGGGCAUGAAUUCCUGCAGACGCUUGCCAGUAGAUCAUUUCGACACUUCCAUCGUCCGCAAAAUAGUUGAAGCUGUGUUGGUCUUGGACACGCCCCCAAUACCACGAUGCGGCCCCCAUCCAGUCCAUACGCUCUUCCGCGUAGCUAUCUACCGACAUCUCUGGCCAACCAACAAUGAUGCGAGGUCACACGGUAUUGCAGCACAUCUCGCCAUAUGGGUCCAAAGGCUGGGAAAACUAGGCAUAUCCGGCUCCACGUGCACGUCAGACGGACUGGGCUGGCACGUCAUCAAAAGCGUGUUAGAAUCCAUGAGCUCAAGAAGAGCGCGAGAAGUCAUGCAAGAGACUCUUACACUACUCCUACCUUUGGGAAAAGGCGUUGCCCUGGAUGAAGGGAUGCAGAAUACCCUUCGGCUCUGGUUCUCUUGCAUCUCCCAAACUUGUCAUGUUUGUCCUUACGCAGAUCGCCAUCUUGCCGUCGUUGCGCCAAACCAUGAGAUUGCUCGCCGCUUCGACCCGGUUUUGGCCAUUGCCUAUUUUGAGCUUUUCUCCAUGGACCAAAUCUGUCAAUUCUGGAUGCAUUUUUGGGUACCGCAAUACGUCGGCCAAGACAUGGGGGCCAAAAAGCGAAAGCUUCGGGCGGACAAGCUACAGAGUGCCUAUAAAAAGCGGAUAGAGCAAUCAGACGCCACCGAGGAUCCGAGGGUCACCAGUUUCUUCAAUGUCAUUAUGGUUCUGAAAGAUCAAAACUUACCUUACCAGACGACACUUUCGAAGGCCGUAGAGCUCAUACUAGCCAUGCACGGCCCUGACGUUGCGCAUGAACUGUACACAAGACUAGUCCUUGCCCGAGUCCCCAUCGACCGCCGCGCCGCCGCAGCCGUGAUCGAAGCAAUGAGCGACGAGAACCCUCGCAAAGCGCUAAAGUUCUUCAGAGCCAUCGGCGACGUCUGGCUCAGCCUCUGCCCGCGGCUGGUCCUCGCGCUCAUCGAGCACGGCUCCCUCCCGCGCGACGAGCUCUUCGCCCUGCUCGACCACAACGACCCCCUCGCGCGCGUGCCGCCCGAGCACCGCCGCACGCUGACCGACAGCACCUCUGCGCUCCGCCUCGAGCUCGUCCACCUCGUCGCGCACGCCUACGCCGGCCAGACGGCGUACCCGACGCGCCACCGCUUCCGCAACGUCCACUACUGCUACCUCUGGCUGCGCGACCGCCGCGCGCCGCUGCUGCCCCUCCUCUCCAAGGCCCUCGUCCGCGCCGGCGUCACCGCCCCGCUCGAGAACAACGAGUGGGUCUCGACCGUCCGCCUGCGCUGGGUCCUGCGCCUCGUCCGCGAGAUCGAGGGCGCCGACGUCGCCGCCUCCCUCGACCGCCUCGUCUGGCACUGGCGCGGCGAGGUCAUCCGCGAGGCCCGCCGCCGCUGGGACAGCGCCGGCCUGUUUGCCCGCUUCGGCCCCUCCACCGUCGGCAUGGCGCGCCGCGCGGGGUUGUUCGCGGACGAUUUUCCGUCGUGGCGCAGGUGCUACCGCAAGGUCGUCGUCAAUGCGGGGUUCCUCGCGCCCAAGUGCGUGCGCAGGCCGAGGUUCAAGAUGAGGGGGUCGAGGAGGGAGGGGAGGAGGCUGUGGGGUGGUCUGGAUAGGAGGCUGGGUGGGAAGGGGGAUUCGGAGUGGAAGUACAGUCCGUGGAAGUGGAGGCAGGAGGAGGCGUAUUGA
Molecule: messenger RNA, 2604 nt
Organism: Diplodia corticola
Lineage: Eukaryota; Fungi; Ascomycota; Dothideomycetes; Botryosphaeriales; Botryosphaeriaceae
Product: fungal specific transcription factor domain containing protein
Exons: 2
Coding region: 1-2604 (867 amino acids)
Source: RefSeq, a predicted model, not a curated record